Oryzias melastigma (Indian medaka) is the source of this 4298-nucleotide messenger RNA. It is a transcript of the gene adpgk2, whose product is annotated as ADP-dependent glucokinase 2. Gene Ontology annotation, cellular component: endoplasmic reticulum. Bases 1142 to 2623 code for a protein of 493 amino acids. The transcript is spliced from 7 exons. NCBI's taxonomy places the organism in Eukaryota, Metazoa, Chordata, Actinopteri, Beloniformes, Adrianichthyidae. The record is from RefSeq and is a predicted model, not a curated record. Gene Ontology annotation, molecular function: ADP-specific glucokinase activity. Gene Ontology annotation, biological process: glucose metabolic process.
GUGCUUAGAAAUGAUGUGCUUAGAAAGGGGGGCAAAUGUAUUUAAUUAUCUAAAAUAUGUGAAGUUCAUUUCAAAACAGGAAUGUCUACCCUCCAAGAAGUUCUUGAGACUUCACUUUGGGAUUCAAUCAAACUACAGUGCUUUUUAUGAAUCUGACAUUUAAGCAGCUGUUCUUUUGUUUUUGUUUUUUUUUUUCUUUUCAUGUGAUAAUCUUAUUCAUAUUUUCUGAUGAGACUUUUAUUUCUGAAGUUCCAGCUCAAACAUUAAAAUAGUGAUGGCUUACAAGAUUGAGCACUAUGUUUCCAAGUGUUUUGUUAAUAAAAUUAAAUGUUCAUAAAACCAAACAACUUUCAAUGUCUUUGCAAAGAGGGAUAUGACUUUCAAAUACCCUAAAUUAUAGAGAAAAAAUAUAUAUUCACAAAUAAGAGACAUUUUUAAGUAUUUCAUGCCAUAUUGUAGGAACUUUUCGUCAAAUAAAAAGAAAAAAAACAUAUUACUUCUGUCUCUGGACACUUGUGUCACAUCCAUUAUAUAGAAGUCAUGGCAUUGACUGUUUAAGUAUUAUUAAAUGGUCUAUGGCAUCUACAGUCUAUGGUCUAUGGUCAUGUUGCUCUACCCCUGCCAUAAUUGAGCCUGCCCCCUGCUGUUCUGGAGGUGGUACUGCAAUGCUUACAGGGGGGCGGAAGUUUUAUUUUCACAAACAAGUUUAUUACAAUUUCAAAAUAAUGUAGAAUUUGGGGUAGUUUUUAGCAAAUUUCUUUAUCGAAUAUUCAGGGAAUUUAAAAUAGCUAUGACAGCUAAUCCUGAAAAAUAUAGUAAAUUAAUUUAGUAAUCAAAAAUUUUAUUUUGUGAAUGAAAUAGUUCCCUGGCAUCAAAUAAUAUGGGCUUUUUAUAUUAAUCAGCUGGACCUACAGAAGAAAAUUCAAGCUAAAAAAAAAAAAAAAACACUCGUUCCUGUGACAGAUUCUCAGAAAGUUCCAAAAUUUUCUUCGAAAACCUAAACCCCGUUUCAUUGACUUCCUGGUAGCGAACACGUCGCUCAUUUACAAGAGCGACGGGAAAUGUGAUAUAUUCGCUCUAGCGAGAGCGGCAAGGCACAGGUCCCCUCCGCCAGACCCACCUUAACCAACAGCAGUGAACGAUGGAGGGGGGCGGCAGAGUGUCUUGGAUGAAAUAUGGUUCUUUUGUUUCUCUGCUUGUGGUCCUGUUAGCAGUCUGGUUCCGUUCGCCUCAAAACGCGGUUCUGGACGACCGGUUGGACACCGUCCUGUCCUCUCUGCUGCGGGCUGAGAAGAAAGUCGGCGUGAAUAACGUCGCCAGACCCAAAGUGGCAAUUGGUUUUGGGGGUUGUGUGGACCUGCUUGUUGACGGUGUGUCGUUUUUAAACAAGAUAGGGAUCUCUCACACAGAAAACCCAGUGCAUUAUGACUACCUGGAAAAUGCUGAGCAGCUGGCUCAGAGCUUCGCCUACUUCUUUGCACCAGGAGCGGCUGCAGAGCGCUUCAUGCUCAAUGAAACCCUCUUCAGUGAGCUGGUGGACGGCGCUCGUGACCUACCUGGGAACAGAUGGGCCGUAGGUGGGAACGCUCCGGUCAUGGCCGGUCGCAUGGCAAUUGAGGGAUGUGAUGUGUUGCUGGGGGGGAGUUACAGCACCGACUUCAUCGACGUGCUGCCUGAGCACAUCACAGUGGCUGGUGAAGUUUUAGACGAGCCAGACAUUCAUUUGAUCCUGGAGUAUUCAGCUGGAUCUAGCUGGGGCCGUUACACAUCACGCAGAGCCAACAGAUACAUAAUUCACAGUGAUGACCGGAAUCCCUAUUUGUCCUCCAUGGAAGAGUUUGCUAAGAAACUCAAAGACUUUAACCCAGAUUUGCUGGUGGUGGGUGGCCUGCAAAUGAUGGAUAACUUUCCAUUUCAGUCAGGUGAGCGAGAUGCUCUCCUUUCCCGCUUGUCAGACCUGCUGUCCUCUUCCUCCCCUCAAAUCGGCAUUCAUUUUGAGAUGGCAAGCUUUGUCGAAGAAAGUAUUAUGGAAGACCUUCUGCACUAUGUUAUCUCUCACGCAGACUCUUUGGGAAUGAAUGAACAGGAACUUCCAAACCUCCUCAGCCUCCUCAAAGGCUCCAACAUCACGGUGCUGUCAGACCCAAACCCUCGGGUCGCCACGGUCCUCGACCAGAUGCGGGAGGUCUAUCGAAUUCUCAACCAGCGCUACAUAGAUGCCAACACGGAAGGCGACACGGAGGGCAAUAAAGCCAGGGGUAAGCCGCUGACCCGCCUCCACGUGCACACGCUGGCCUUCCAGGCCAUGAUCGUGACGCGCGACUCCAAGUGGAAAAACACCAUGUCGGCCACGGCCAAGGCUUCGCUCACAGCUAACCGCCACGUCUGCGGCUCCAACGACAUCGACCCCAGCAAGGCCCGGCUCAUCAUGGACGACUCGUUCUCCGUCAGUCAGCGAGAAGGAAGCCAGCGCAUCCCUUUGCAGGAGAACAGGCCCGUGAGCUGUUGGGACGAGGAUGACUACGAGAUCUGUGUGGCCCCGGUGCUGGUGUGUACUGAGGUUUACCAGACUGCAGGGGGAGGGGACAACGUCUCUGCUGCUGGCCUGGUCCUACAGAUUUAAGGAAGGAAAUGGGGCUUUUUCUCUUUAACUAAUGCUAGCUAGAUGUUGGCAAACCAUGUAACUAGAUCAAGGUGCAGCUCAUUCCAGACUUUAGGUACUGGUGGAUCUGUUACUUCUGCAGCUGAUGGUAAUAGAGACUUCUUACAAGUGAAAAAGGUCAUUUGAUGGGAGGCAGUAAUUUGGAAUCAAUAGGUGGAAAAAUACACAUUUGCUGCUCAACUGAAAACUUAAAAAGAAGUCAAUGUUAUGAAUAUAUAGACAAUUUAAUUGAUCCAGCAUCUCUGCCAGCUCACUUCUUUAGACUUUUGGAUUUUAAUAGCUUUUCUUUUUCUAAUUCUCCAACGCCUUAAGACUGUUUAUGUCAAGGAGGGCUGAGGUUUUGGGUGAAAUCAGGGCACAAGUUACAGGUGGUUUUAUUGUGCCCUGGGUGGUUGUCUUUUUGUUUUAGUAAUUUUUGCACAACUUCUCCUUUGAGAUCAAUUAUCCUCCCACUCUUUUAACGUGGGCUGCAGCUAUGCAACAAGACGUCAGAAAUGGCUGGAUCCAGUGUUUCUUGGCGUCGUGCAUAUCAGGUCUUGAACAACCCUUUGACCUCAUUUAUCUAUAAGCUUUUUGAAUCCCGCUAAACCUUCGUGAAAACUGAUCCGAUCAGAACUCUUUGACUUAAAGAUCCUCCUCCUCCUUCCUGAUCUCGGUUUGAAGGAAGGAAAUCUGGUGGAGAUUUCCUAUUUUUUCCUGCUAUAUGUGAAGCGUGUGCAUUAUGUUGUGGGUGUGUUGGGUGUAAAUCUCCGUGUUGAAGUUGUGUGCAAUAAUACACAAUAUAAAUAUAUAUAUCCAGAGACCACUGCAGGGAGCUGAUUCUGAUGUCACAGUUUUAUUCAGUUUUCAGUCAGCUGCUCUUUAUCGCUCUGCCAUCUUUCCUCUUUGCUGGCCCUUUAAGGACACACAGUAAUGAGUAUUUAGUUGGAUUUGGUGGAAAACAGGCUUUUUUCUAAUUUUCUUACUUGAAGUCAUAGUGACUCAUUGUGAAUCUUUUUUAAAUCCAGGAAACACAGACCCCCCCCUGGAUGUGUCCUGUUUACAGUAGUUUCCACCUCUUAUCCCAACACCUAAAGUCCUGUUAUUUACCUUUCAGUCUCCUUUGCAUCCGGACUGCUGAGCUUAUCUACCUUUUUUACAACUGUGAUUCUUUUUUUGAUCGGUGAUUUGUUUCAAAUCUGUAUUUACGUGCUGACUUAAACUGUGUCCCCCCUAUGAAAAUAAUAAUUAAAAACAUUCCAUCAUUAAUCCAGUUGUUUCCAGAACUACAAUCAUCACUUUUCUGACUCAGUUGUGCCCUCUCAAAGACUGCAUCUGUCUGGUGGUGUUCGGUGAAGCUAUUUGAGCCUUAUUUUCUUGGUUUCUGUUUGUGUCUGAAAGUGGAACGAUAAAACCAGACACAGAAGACCUACGUUUUAUGUCUCGAUCUCUCUGGUCUUAAUCAGUGUGUUUACUGUAAAUUGAAAUCGUACUGUACGCUAAAAUCAUGAACGUGGAGGGAUUUGCUGGUAUUGGUUACUAAACUUGCCUGAGCUCCCGGCACAUCAAAUAACCCCUGUUUUCUCAAGCUGUUGUAACUAUUGAGUGCAUGUUGAUCAUGAAAAUCACCUCACAUAAAGUGCUAUGCUCAUCAGAA